AUGGAGUACCACCACCGCCAUAUGGAGCAGACCAGCGUGGUCCAUGCGCAGACGCAGCCCCCCCAGUGGGGCUACGGGUGGGGCCCGCCGGCCCCGGGGCCCGCUCCUCCGGCCCCAGCUCAAAGAAAUAAGCGGACCCACUCCGAAAGCGAAGACGAUGCCUUCUCUGAAGAGAGCAGUAAAGAUGCUACGGCACCCUCCAGGUCUCCAGGAGGCGACUCGUGCCAGCUGAUGACGCGGAAGCGGCGGCGCGGCGUCAUCGAGAAGAAGCGGCGAGACCGCAUCAACACCUCGCUGACGGAGCUGAAGCGGUUGGUACCGGCCGCUUGCGAGAAGCAGGGCAGCGCCAAGCUGGAGAAGGCAGAGAUACUCCAGCUGACGGUCGAUCAUCUGAAGAUGCUGCAUGCUAAAGGACUCGACACGUUCGCGUACGAUCCGCAACGGUACGCGAUGGACUACCACAGCAUCGGGUUUCGGGAGUGCGCGGCGGAGGUCGCGAGGUACCUGGUGAGCUGCGAAGGCCUCGACAUUCAGGAUCCUUUAAGGCUACGGCUGAUGAGCCAUUUGCAAUGCUUCGCGGCGCAGCGGGAGUUGGCAGCGAAGUCGGCGAAUUGGGGCUACCCUCAGUACCCUGCCACGCCGGUGCCUCCUCAGCCUCAGCAUUCUGGAUACACAGAUUUAGGGCACAGACAAGACACAGCUGUGACGACGGCGAGCUCGACGAUCGCAGCGCCCACAGCUAUUGCGGCCCCGCUUUCGGCAGCCCCCAACUAUCCUCACUACCCGCCGGGGCCACCAGCGCCACCAGGCCCCCCUGGCCCCCACCCAGCCCCUCCAGCCCCUCACUACCCCACUCCCUACCCUCACCACCCCCCACACCACCAGUAUUCACAGAACAGUUCCAAGCCUUACAGGCCUUGGGGUGCUGAACUAGCGUACUAA
This is a messenger RNA of Ostrinia nubilalis (European corn borer), 942 nucleotides long. RefSeq names its product hairy/enhancer-of-split related with YRPW motif protein (gene Hey). The record is from RefSeq and is a predicted model, not a curated record. The transcript has 3 exons. Bases 1 to 942 code for a protein of 313 amino acids. Gene Ontology annotation, cellular component: nucleus. Lineage: Eukaryota; Metazoa; Arthropoda; Insecta; Lepidoptera; Crambidae. Gene Ontology annotation, molecular function: DNA-binding transcription factor activity, RNA polymerase II-specific; protein dimerization activity; RNA polymerase II cis-regulatory region sequence-specific DNA binding. Gene Ontology annotation, biological process: regulation of neurogenesis; regulation of transcription by RNA polymerase II; anterior/posterior pattern specification.